Messenger RNA from Notothenia coriiceps (black rockcod), 943 nucleotides. Its product is annotated as zinc finger C4H2 domain-containing protein. Gene Ontology annotation, cellular component: nucleus. The transcript is spliced from 2 exons. Gene Ontology annotation, biological process: positive regulation of neuron differentiation. The annotation marks the transcript as partial. NCBI's taxonomy places the organism in Eukaryota, Metazoa, Chordata, Actinopteri, Perciformes, Nototheniidae. The record is from RefSeq and is a predicted model, not a curated record.
AAUCACAGCUAGCCCGGUUUCUCUCUCUCUCUUUGAACAGUUACUUUGAGAAGCAGAAAGCAGAGUGGCAGAAGGAGCCGCACGAGCCCGCCAUCCCAGAAUCCCUCGCCGCCGCUGCAGCAGCAGCACAGCAGCUUCAGGUCUCCAGGAAGCAAGAUGCACGCCAGACGGCCACCUUCAGACAGCAACCCCCCCCCAUGAAGGCUUGUUUGUCCUGCCACCAGCAGAUUCAUCGUAAUGCCCCCAUCUGUCCAUUGUGCAAGGCCAAGAGCCGCUCCCGCAACCCAAAGAAGCCCAAGAGGAAGCCCGACGAGUAGAUCCUACCCUACCUUCAGCCUCAGUUUAACGGGACCUGGUCUGAAACACUGAUCCAAGAUCAGCCAUGUACUUCACAAUAUAUGACUGAAAUAACAGAUCUAUGCUUCAGGGCAACUUCCACAAACAGUCCUCUCUUAAACAAGUCGUCUUAGUACCUUUUUCAUAAACUGUCAACUGAAAUUGAUGGAGGAUCUGGUGAUGUCAUUCUGUUUGUUUUAACCGUGCUUUGGAUGUGUUUAUAUGUAAUUGUAUGACUUCUAUAGUAGGUUUAAUAACCCCUAACCAUGUAGCUGCAAUAAUGCAAAAAUGAAACUUGACAAAAUGCAGACCUUUUUUUCCCCAUGUUGCCAUUGUUCUUUGCCUUAGAUAUUGUACUGUAUUUUCAAGUUUUUUAAUGCAUGUGUGCUUCCAUGGCUGUCUGUCUUGUAUUUGUUUGUGCCAAUGAAAAUGUUGAGUAGGCUUAAUUAAAGUUAGAUAAAACACAAUGUUGUUUUAAUGUUUACAGUGUUCAAGUGACAACUGGUGGGAUAAGAAAAGAAAAAAACCCAGACUCAUCCGCUCUGAAAAGUGUUGUGUGUUUAACUUUAAUACAGUGAUAAGAAAAUAAAUUGCUGUUUUGUAUUAA